Molecule: messenger RNA, 462 nt
Organism: Ilex paraguariensis (yerba mate)
Lineage: Eukaryota; Viridiplantae; Streptophyta; Magnoliopsida; Aquifoliales; Aquifoliaceae
Source: the annotation of a GenBank genome assembly
AUGGCUGCAGAGGUAGAAUCACUGGCCAGUUCAGUCCAAGAACUGUCUAUGAACCGAAGUGGACCUCCAUCAAGAUACAUCUUGAAAGAUGGUAUUGGAUUGAAUGUUGCAUCUUCCUUUCCAGUGCUGGAUAUUCCAGUCAUUGAUCUUGGUCUGCUUGCAUCCUCUUCACCAGAGGGUGAAGAACAACUCGAUCGGCUCCGGUCUGCUCUCGGCUAUUGCGGUUACUUUCAGGUAGAAUCACUGGCCAGUUCAGUCCAAGAACUGUCUAUGAACCGAAGUGGACCUCCAUCAAGAUACAUCUUGAAAGAUGGUAUUGGAUUGAAUGUUGCAUCUUCCUUUCCAGUGCUGGAUAUUCCAGUCAUUGAUCUUGGUCUGCUUGCAUCCUCUUCACCAGAGGGUGAAGAACAACUCGAUCGGCUCCGGUCUGCUCUCGGCUAUUGCGGUUACUUUCAGGUUUGA